GUCACCACCACAUUAGUCGCACCACAUGGCUACUUGUGAAAUGGAUUUAGACGGCGUUUCACUGAUUGACUCCGCCGAGAGAAAAGUCAAAGAGAAACCUCAAUUUCACAAGCUUUACUUCAACAGUUUGGUAAGCGUAGAGAUAGUGUCCAAGAGCGAAACGCCGGUCACAACUACGCGAUUUGAUGUUGUAAUUCGCGACCACGAGGAUAAUCUGGUGUUUAAGAGUAAUGGACUGCUUCAUGACCACUACAUGACUUCCACGGAGGCCGAGGUUAGGGCUUUGAUGCGUGGUCUAGAAGAAGCCACUAAAUUGGGGAUCAAUCACAUCUCUAUAUACUGCCGUCUACCUCCUAUUUUCAAAUACACUCCCUGUGAUGAAGAAGUGCACAAAAAAAAGAAUAGAUUGACUAUGUCAAUGCUUUAUCAAGCCAAGGAAGCUAAGAAAGAUACUUGCGGUAUCUGUAUGGAAGACAUUGAUCCUGAUCUCAUGUUUUCUGCAUGUGUAUACGGUCAUAGAUAUUGCUUAACUUGUGUGAAAUCACAUAUCGAGGUGAAGCUUCUUGAUGGAAUGAAACCGAACUGUCCUCAGCCUCUCUGCAAGUGUCAGCUAUCUAUGGCUAGAUGUGGUGAGAUUUUGAAUGAAAAGCUGAGUUUGAUGUGGAAGCAGAGGAUUAGAGAGGAUUCAAUACCUUAUAGCCAGAGAGUUUACUGUCCAUACCAAAGGUGCUCGUAUCUAAUGUCGAAAACCGAGCUUUCUUCUUCAUCUGCUGAAUAUGGACGUAGGAGAUGCUUCAAAUGCGGUGGCGACUUCUGUAUUCACUGCAAAGUUCCGUGGCAUAGUAAGCUAACAUGCACCAGGUACAAGAGAUUGCAUACUCAAAAUGAUGAUGCAAAGCUCAAGUCAUUAGCAAAUCUUAGCGAGUGGCGUCAAUGUAGCAAUUGCCAACACAUGAUUGAACGUUCUUCCGGAUGCGACCACAUGACUUGCAGGUGUGGAAGUUCUUUUAACUAUACGCGUGGAGCUAAUGGAAUCAGCUUAACCGACCAUAGAGCAUUCAUUACUAGGUACAAUAACCAAUUCGGGAUCAGCCACAGAGAAUUCGAAAACCAGCUCGAAAAAAAUGAAGAGGGAUUUGAUACUGAGAUCUGGUGGGAAUAUUCAAACGAAAUGGGAAGAUUAUUCAAGAUAGAUCUCGAGGGAUCGGUUUACAAAUGCAAGCACUGCGAAGUUGAAUUCGUUGUUUACGGAGAUCCUCCAAUCGAUAGGAAUCUGCUAUUUCAAUAUCCGCCUAGCCUUGGAAAACUAUAUUGCAUCACCAAAUGCUACAAUGUGGUGAUUGAUGCUGAUAUAAUGGAAUUCACUGUAAAUGGAAACGUUGACAAGUCUAUGCAUCCAGUGUUCUGUAUCGGUUGUGGCUCUCAUGUCGGCAUGUACUAUGAAGGCGCAGAUGAUACAGUGAUGUACAAUGAAGGAAAUUUCUUCAUCAAUAGGUUUAAGCUACAUGGACCACCAGAAGGAAGCGAUGAUGAGAAUCCAUCAAACUAGGAAGAAUAGUGUUUUUGAAGAAUGCAGAGGCAGGAUUUAUAGAUUCUCUGUUUCUUCUCUUUAUACUUUGCUACUUUCUUUUCUUAAAUGAUUAGUCCUCGAGACCCUUAUUUGCUCCAUUCUUUUCCGGGGUAAAAGACAUUUGUAAGUAGCAGAAAAUAUUCAUUUUUCUUUGUGUUUUCUUUGUAGAACCAUAAAAGUCUCUUCUUUGA
Arabidopsis arenosa is the source of this 1761-nucleotide messenger RNA. NCBI's taxonomy places the organism in Eukaryota, Viridiplantae, Streptophyta, Magnoliopsida, Brassicales, Brassicaceae. The record is from the annotation of a GenBank genome assembly.